UGAGUAGAAAGGGUUAACAUGUCCAGAAUGAAACCCUGGCUUUCUCAUAUAGGCUUGUAUCUCAUAUUUUGCGCAAGCUUAACUAUACAGAUGGAAGUAACACCUUUUUUUUAAACAGUCAGCAGUCUGCACACGGUGCAGUUCCUCUAUUCCUAUUUCCCAUUUUACAGCCACAAUCACACUCUGAAGAAUUUCAGAUCAGAUCUGUAAGGACAUGUCAGCAAUGUGGGUUCUUGCUUUAGCUGGUCUCUUGCUUCACAGCUCCGUACACACAGCUCGCAGUGACAUAUCCAAUAAGAAUGGCACAGAGGGGAGUGACACACUUCUCUUCUGUGUAAAUGAUGGUAAAGUGGUGUGGAGUAAAGGUGUUGAUGGAGGGAGAAGGGACAUCCUCACUGCUGAACGUGGAGAAAUCAUCAUUAAACACAGUCCUGAUCCAGAUAACAGAUACGCUGUGUUAAGUGAUUUAUCACUCCAUAUAAAGAAUCUGUCUCUCUCAGACUCGGGGGUUUACUACUGUAACGCUGUUCCUGUGGUCAAUCUGACUGUCACUCCGUCACAGAGUAGCACCGGCGAGACAGAGAAAGGUUCCGCUGGAAAAGACUCAGGGACCAAAAGUGAUGAUGGUGAUGGUGAUGAUGAGAAAGAUGAUGAUGAUGAUGAUGGUGUAAAAGAUGUGUUCUCAGAGUGGAUCGUCGCUGCUGUAGUGGGUGUGAGCUGUGUGGUGCUGUUGCUUCUGUCAAUAUGGGGAUUUUUCACUAAAAGGAAAGCAGCUCAACAGAACCACACAGUACACACAGUACACAUGUGUGACUCCGUUAUCAACCUUCCAGCAGACCCACAACCUGGAUGUAGUGUUACACACAUCUAUGACGUUACUAACGAGCCUCCGGAAGCCCCACGGUGUGCUGAUCAGCAGAGAGAGUGCGAUGCUGUGUAUUUCCUGGCACAAAGUCCAGCGUCCAACGCUACAGGUGAUCAGGAGAGAGAGGGCGAGGCUGUAUAUUUCCUGGCAACACAUCCAACGUCCAACACUACAGAAGGGGACCAAGUUGGACCGCUUUACACCAUGGUCCAGAAGCCCAGAAAUAACACCUGAAGUUUGUCGUUAUAUGAUUAUUAAUAAUAAAUACAGCUGCAGCUCUAAUCUACUGUGUUUAGUUAUUAAUAAUUAGAUGCCGUAAUCGUGUUACGUUACAGUUUUUCUUUAAUGAAUUCAUCUUACACGUAAUCCCAUGUACGCAUUUCUGUGUACUUUUCUGUAUUAGCAAUAAAAGUUGCCACACACUGUU
Ictalurus punctatus (channel catfish) is the source of this 1292-nucleotide messenger RNA. RefSeq lists its product as uncharacterized. The transcript is spliced from 10 exons. The record is from RefSeq and is a predicted model, not a curated record. Bases 215 to 1099 code for a protein of 294 amino acids. NCBI's taxonomy places the organism in Eukaryota, Metazoa, Chordata, Actinopteri, Siluriformes, Ictaluridae.